This is a messenger RNA of Oxyura jamaicensis (ruddy duck), 2562 nucleotides long. Its product is annotated as E3 ubiquitin-protein ligase TRIM7-like. The coding region runs from base 95 to 1705 and encodes 536 amino acids. The record is from RefSeq and is a predicted model, not a curated record. The transcript has 9 exons. Gene Ontology annotation, molecular function: zinc ion binding; protein binding. NCBI's taxonomy places the organism in Eukaryota, Metazoa, Chordata, Aves, Anseriformes, Anatidae.
AAGGAGGGGGAGAGCAGAGCUGGGGAGGAGGAGGAGGAGGAGGGAAGAAGAGCGGUGGGUGCCCAGGAUAGCUACAAAUGGGGGAGGGGAAGGAAUGGGCUUGGGCUGGUUUCCACCACCGCAGUGGCCAGCAGUGGUCCCACGCUACCUCCUGCUGUGCCCCUGGGUGCUGGGACCCAUUGGGAUCCCUGCUAACACCCUCCCAAUGCAAAAGGCUGGGAGAUUUGUGAGGACACCCCUUUCCUACACCUCUGCUGCGAGGAGAGAGGCCAUGGCGGCGAUGUUCCUGCCCGGCAAUCUCCAGGACGAAGCCACUUGCUCCGUCUGCCUGGAGUUCUUCAAAGACCCCGUGUCCAUCGAGUGCGGGCACAACUUCUGCCGGGCGUGCAUCAUCAAGAGCUGGAAGGACCUGGAGAUGGACUUCCCCUGCCCGCAGUGCAGGGAGGUUUUCCAGCAGAAGAGCUUCAGGCCCAACCGGCAGCUGGCCAACAUGGCCGAGAUCAUCAGCCAGUUCGCCCUCCGCGGGGCCAAGGGGGCCGAGGAGGACGGGCUGUGCGCGAAGCACAGGGAAGCCCUGAAGCUCUACUGCAAGGACGACCGCAGGACCAUCUGCGUGGUGUGCGACAGGUCCCGGGAGCACCGGCCUCACGCCGUGGUGCCCGUCGAUGAGGCGUCCGAGGAGUACAAGGAGAAAAUCCAGGGCCGCUUGGAUUUCCUGAAAAAGGAGAGGCAAGAGCUGCUGGAAUUUAAAGUGAACGAUGAUAAGAAAACCCAGGAGCUUUUGAAAACCAUCGAGAAUGAGAGGCAGAAGCUGCUGGUGGAGUUCGAGGGGCUACGGCAGUUCCUGCACGACCAGGAGCACAUCCUCCUGGGGCAGCUGGAGAAGAUGGAGAAGAGCAUCGCCAAGAGGCAGAACGAGAACAUCUCCGACCUCUCCAAGGAGAUCACGCUCCUCAACAAGCUCAUCACGGAGCUGGAGGAGAAAAUCCAGCAGCCCAUGCUUGAGUUCCUCAAGGACGUAAUGAGCAUCAUAAGCAGAAGUGACGAUGUGAAGAGCCACAAGCCUGUACCUGUGUGCACGGAUAUGAAAAUGCACGUCUGCAAUUUCUCUCUCAAGACCGUCGUCCUUGAGAAAGUCUUAAAGAAAUUCAAAGAAAACCUGCGGGAUGAACUGGGAAGAGGUGAAAAAGAGGACCUGACCCUGGACCCCGAGUCGGCGAACCACCUCCUCAUCCUCUCCGCGGACCUCAAGAGCGUGAGGAUGGGCUGCAGGAAACAGGAGCUGCCCGACAACCCCAAGAGAUUCGACACGAACUCGCGGGUCCUGGCUAGCACGGGCUUCAAGUCGGGACGGCAUUACUGGGAGGUGGAGGUGGGCGCCUCGGACGGUUGGGCCUUCGGGGUGGCCAAGGAGUCCGUCAGGAGGAAAGGGUUGACGCAGUUUUCCCCCGAAGAAGGGAUCUGGGCGGUGCAGCAAAAUGGAGGCCGCUACUGGGCGGUCACCUCGCCCCAACGCACGCCGCUGUGCCUCAGCCAGAAACUCAACAAGGUCAGGGUGUACCUGGAUUACGAAGGGGAAGAAGUGUCCUUCUACAACGCUGACAACAUGCAGCACAUCUUCACCUUCAACGUUGCCUUCCAGGAGAAGGUGUUCCCCCUCUUUUCGGUUUGUUCCACGGUUACGUACAUCAAACUGUGCCCCUGAGGCAUCUCAUGGGCUUUGCUCGGGGCCUCUAUCCAUGGUCGAGGCCCGGUGGGCCACGAUGAGAACAAGGGACUCUGAAAACAACCAUGCAGCCUGGGUCCUCACUAUAUGGGGUCUUCAAAUCAGCUUAAAACAGGGAACAGCUAUUAAAACCUAAAGCUAUUACAAUCAGCAGUCCCCAGAAGUUUGCAGCCACCAUCUUAAACCUAUCCCUGAAGCAACCCAACUCUUCAGCAAGAAGGAGACCACCAGUAGCUGGCUUUGGGCUCCAAGUCUGAUAACCGAUGGGUAUUUUCUUCUCUUGGGUGGGUCUAAGGAUCAAUAUUAAGACCUGGGUGGGGAGGUUUUGGAGCAGAACUCCCCUUUGAAAGCAUCGUUGCCUCAAAAAUGAAAUGUUCUGUGGGUAAGGGUCCUGUGGGAAAGGUGAAGAGAGUGGACAGGACACUUUGGACUUCUAUCCAAAGCCAGAAAAGGGAAAGCUUCUUUCUGUUUAUCAAGUAACAUCAGCUAGAAAGCUCAGCUGGGAUUUUUGCCUCUUUCCCUCUUGCUGAGAAGAAAAGCCCCACAGUAAAGGACCUUGUUUUAGGUUUUCCUUCUAAAAUUUGGUAUAAUGCACUCCAAAGCCUGAUUUGUGCCAUCCCAAUGGCAGUCUCAUCUGUCCUGGGUGAUCUGAACUGUGUGGCCACCAAGAUCUGACCUCUCCUGGGUAGAUACCAUGGCCUUUGGGUUGCUUUUUCCAUCGGCUCGUAUUAGUGCUCUCUGCUUUUUUUCUCUGUCCGUGGCCCUACUGGGCAGGUAGUGCUGCUAUUCUGAAAAAAAAGGCAAAAAAAAAAAAAAAAAAAAUGUUUUUUUUUUGG